Auanema sp. JU1783 is the source of this 489-nucleotide messenger RNA. The record is from the annotation of a GenBank genome assembly. NCBI's taxonomy places the organism in Eukaryota, Metazoa, Nematoda, Chromadorea, Rhabditida, Rhabditidae.
AUGUCAGUCCAAGUCAACUGCAAAGCCGAGAAGAAGAUGACAAUAGCAAUUCGAUGCGAUUAUCAACUAACCACUGUAAUGUGCGAUAGUUCAAACCCUAAGACGAACGCCAUAAUCUAUGCGGAAAGGCCGGACGUAAAUAUGAAAUGCACUGCAUACUGCUUAGAAGAAACAAUUUUUUGGAUCAACGCUACAUUGAAAUACUUGCCAUCACACGUAGAGAACCUUCAACAGGCAAAAACUAUCAAGAACGUGAAGGAAAAUUGGAUUUCUAACGGAUUGGACCUUGAAUUUCCCCAUUUAGGUCCCCUACUUGAAAAGAUGUGGUAUCAUUGGGAAAUAACUAUCGGAUCAAUAAUUGGUAGAAUCUUUAUAGCUAUAAUACUAAUCAACCUAAUACCUAAACUGUUAGCUCUAAUAAUUCAUCUAAUCAAUCAUAUUGCAAAACAAAUAUCCGAUAACAUUAUCUCACCUAAUUUACCCUUUUAG